CAGUGUGUGUGUGUGUGUGUGCGGGGCGUUCACAAACAGCGAAGCGUCGCACGUCGCAGAACUGCGUUUCCCGGUGCGUCCCCACGAGUGGCUAUGACUAACUUUGUACCGUACCCGUUCCGUAUCUACCAUCUCGUACCAAUUACCGAGGGAGGAGUGUAAACAUCUGUAAAGUGAGGAAGUGGGAUGUGGUUUUCUGUGAUGUGAACAGCCUGUUACAUGGUUGCGCGCGUGGGCGCCGUGACCGAUGGCAGGCGAUCAGUCAGUCAUCCACAUCGUUAUCGUUACACUGGAUGACGCGUCGUGGGUGUGAGCUCAAUAUGUGAAUGUGUAUGUAAAUGGCAGCUUUGUGAAAUAAAGAGCCAGUGCAUUGAAGUCAUCGGCGUCCGUGUGAGCUCGCCGUCAGAUAAUGGACUCAUCUGUGGCGCUGGUAAUAACCCGGGGCUCGUGUUUACCGGAGGACGCGGGGAAGAGCGCGCCGAGCGCUCACCUGAACGGCUGCGUGCCGCUCUCUCAUCAGGUGGCCGGACACAAGUAUGGCGUGGACAAAGUGGGUAUAUUGCAACAUCCUGAUGGCACAGUGUUGAAACAGCUGCAGCCCCCUCCGAGAGGACCCAGAGAGAUGCAGUUCUACAGUAUGGUGUAUGCUGAAGACUGCUGCGACCCCUGUCUCAUAGACCUCCAAGAGCACCUUCCCAAGUACUACGGCACCUGGUCCUCACCUGACAUUCCCAGAGACCUGUAUCUAAAGCUGGAGGACGUGACACGCAGGUUUCAGAAGCCGUGCAUCAUGGAUGUGAAGAUUGGCCAGAGGAGCUAUGACCCCUUUGCAUCACAAGAGAAACGGGAGCAGCAGAUCAGAAAAUACCCGCUGAUGGAGGAGAUUGGCUUCCUGGUUCUGGGUAUGCGGGUAUAUAAAGCAGGCUCGGACAGCUAUGACACCUAUGACCAGCAUUAUGGAAGAGCCAUGAUAAAGGACACUAUCAAGGAAGGUUUAUCCAAGUUCUUCUACAAUGGAGACAUUCUCCGCAAAGACGCCAUCACUGCCAGCAUCCUCAAAGUCCAGAAGAUCCUCCAUUGGUUUGAGAGCCAAAGUCAGUUAAACUUUUAUGCAAGCUCUUUGCUCUUCGUCUACGAGGGUGUCUGUAUGCCCAGUUUUGGCUCUCAGACCCUACUGGAGAGCAAUCUCACACCCAAAACCUGUGAGCAGAACAACAACAUUGACCAGAGCCUCUCAACUAUGUACUCCCUGCACAACAAAGGUUGCAUCCAGAGCCACUACCAAAUCAAACAGGAUAACAGCGCAUGGAAAAUGUCCGCACAGCAGCCCAACGGCAACCACAGUCUGGCAAGACUGGAAGAGGAGGGGAGGGAAGCGAAAAGUGAAGCGGGACAGAAAACAGUUGGCAAUGUGGAGGUUAAAAUGAUUGACUUUGCGCAUGUCUUCCCUAGUGACGUCCAUGACCAUGGUUACAUCUACGGCUUAAAGAACCUGCUGAAGGUCCUACAUCAAGUUCUGGAUGAGUAAUGGAGCUCUUUUAGUUGUCCUUAGAUUGGUUACAUCUGUGACUUGAAGAACCUACUCAAGCCCCUACAGCAAGUCUUGUACGAGUGAUGGAGCUCUUUAAGUGGUUCUUAUAGAUGGGUUAUGUAUAUGGCUUGAAGAACCUACUGAAGGACCUACAGCAAGUUUUGAUGAGUAAUGGAGCUCUUUUAGUGGUUAUUAUAGAUGGGUUACAUAUACGGCCUGAAGAACCAGCUAAAGGUCCUUCAGCAAGUUCUAGAAGAGAGAUGGAGCUCUUUUAGUGGUACUUGCAUGGGUAACAUCUACAGCUUGAAUCACUUACUAACGGUCCUACAUCAACGGCUAGAUAAGUGAUGGGGCUCUUUCAGUGGUUGGAGAGCUUGUUUUUGAAGGUAUGAAUUUUGUAGCCACUUUCAAAACUGUAUACCCCCUUCGCUCUAAUCUGCACUACCUACUACCAUCAGUGGAGUAACAUAUUUGUAAUCCUCGUCUAAUGUAUGUGCUUUAGUCUUCAAAAAGCUUUGUACAGUUUAUGAUAUAUUACUCAGGUAAAUGAAUCCAGUAUGCUCGUGUAUGUUUAUCUCGGCAAAAGAAGAAAGCUUCAUGAAAUGUUGAAGCACUCUGAUAUCACAUAUUAGUUCCUGUUUCCAGAGCCAUGACAGAGCCAGUUCUUUUUUUAUCUUUAUUUUUUAAUUGAUGUGAUUGAAAAUAGAAUAGAUGUAGGAAAAUAUAUCUGACAUUUGUUGCGCAGAUGCUGCCAAAAUGACCCUGCCUGUUGUUUCAGACCUGUUGAAUUGUGAAUUUUAUCAAAACAUUUUAACAUGUGAUUUUGAAAUAAUUAAACCUUUGUAAGUAUAUUCAUGUUCUGUGAUUACUGAUGCAAUAUGACCGAAAUGACAAGGAUGACAGUAAUGAAGAUUUAAAACUUUCAUCUCAAAGAGACCCUUGUGUCUACAACAAAUGCCAAAGUUUCCACCAAUGGAGAACGAGAACUGAAUGAUGCAAGUAACUUCAGCAGCUUAAGACUGCAUUCAUAAAUGGUUUCUUAAAUGGUCCUGCUUUCUUGAGUGUUGUCCAGGAAUUUCACUUGGGCGUUAGUCCACAUUUAUUGAGUGAGCACUAGGGCUGCAACUAACGAUAAUUAGACUAAUUAAUAAUCGACUAAUCUAACGAUUAUUAGAACGAUUAUUCGACUAUUCUUCGAUUAUUGCAAAGAUUAAUCAUUAACUCUUAUCUGACUAUUCAGAUUGUGCCCGACUUAAAAGGUUGUAUUAAACAUGCUUGCUAAAAAUAGAGGACAAAAUUGUCUUUUAAAAGUACAAUAAACUAAAUGUCAUUCACUGAAUUAAAGGAAAAGAUACUUUAUAUUAAGUUUAAUUCCGUAAAAUAAAACAUUUACUGCAAGAUACAAUUACUUGAGAAGCAACAUAUAAGAUAUUUAGACUUGCUUUAAGAGAAUGUAUCUUAAAUAAGGGUAUUUUAUGUAUAAGUGUAUUUUUUCACUUGGUUAUACUUCUGCGAGUGCAGUAACGACAAAAUAUACUUAUAUUCAAGAUCUGUUCUCUAAAAGCAAGUCUAAAUAUGUUGCUUCUCAGGUGAAUGUAUUGAUAUCUGAUUUCUUUUUUUCUUCUGCAAUAUAGCUCCUAAUGUAAAUGUAUGUUGUUUUAAAGGAGUUUUAGAUAUUUAUAUUGGAAAACAAGCCAAAACAAAAACAAAUCAAAAACGUAUUUUGUUGCAGUGUAUGAUGGGGCGAAAACUACCCUCCCUCACCUUUCUGUUCACUUCAAUUCAUCUUUAACUCACAAAAAAAACUAACUCUUCUUAAUAAAGCUGCGUAUUGCCAAUUUUCUUUACGAUAAUAAACACACAGUGACACACACAUUAUGAUUCAAUAUGUCGCGAGUCAUCACGUUAUAAUCUAGCUGCAUUAAGCAUGCACGCUCAGUGGAUGAGUGUCCCCACGACAGAGUGUGAAUCAGCCGGAUGCAGUUUCAAUCUCUCUUUGAUUUGCCCCCUGUUGCAUCCCUUUUAAAUUCUCAGGAAUUGCAUGUUUUAAUACAAAUUGUCUUGUAAGCAUGAAUUGUUCUUAUGGAUAUUAUGAUCAUUCAUUAGCAUCUCAGUACGGUUAUGUUUAACUCAAAGGCUCUGUUCCAAAACCUAGAGAGCUGCCAUAGUAGGCAACAUUUUAAGGUAUCAUAUGCACACUGUGGAAGGCUGUUCAAAAAGCUUAAAAUUCAGCAUCGCUUAAAAGGCACCAUCGCAUGCAUCUUUCAUGGAGAAGGAAAUUAUUUUAUUUAUUAUAAAUGAUUCAUUCAAUACCAAUUUUUUUUUUUCUUUUUUUUUUUUUUUUAAAUAGUUCUGUCUAUAUUAAAAAUUGGGCUAUUUUAUCCAAUAUUUCUUUGUGUUAUGUAUUUUAAUGCUUAUCAGUGUAUUGAGUUGUUAGCUUAGCAACAUGCUUACGCCACAUACUAUUGAAGUCAAUUGUGAUUUCAGUCUCCAAAUUGGUCACUUAUAAGGUUUCAUUUGAGUUAGGAUGCUGCCAUAAAAGCCAACUGCCUAUAUAGGCAGUAGACAGCAAAGCAACUCACUAGGUUUUUGAAUGAAGCCACUGUUUCCCUUUUUUGUUCCACAAGUAUUACUUUUGUUUUUGUUAUCUCUUGUGUUGUCUGUGUAAUAUAUCGCAUUACCUUGGUUGUGAUGGAUGUUGAAAGACACAAGCUAAAUGCAGCAUAGCAAGUGUAUGAAAUACAGUUUUCAUUCUUUUCCACUUUCAUCUUUUGAAUAGCACAAAAUUGGAAAAAGUUACUUUCUGUUUGUACCCCAAAAGACAGAAGUGAAUGAAAAGCAUAGCUCCAAAGUGAAAUGGAAAUAUGUGUCUUUGGGCAAAGUUAAACUGCCUUUGUGCAUAAGAAAGAAUAGUCAAGGAUUUUUGCAAUUCAUACUGGCAUAUUAUUUUUAGAAAGUCUCUUUCUGGAGACUUUUGCUAGCAGUCUAAGUGGGCUCUAGAGUAUUAUAAUGCUGUGCCAACGCAAAAUGCAGUAACUACAUAUCGAGUUUUGACUUAAAUCAGGUGUCUUAGACUAUGAUCUGUUCUGUGAUAUGGGUUUUGCUCAACUAUAAUCAGAUUUUGAGUAAACAGAGUGUGGAAGUUGCAGUAACAACAAAAUUCACACUAAAUGCAAGGAAAACCACAGUAUUCGCAGUUUCAGUAUUGGCGUAGUUACUGCGUUUUGCCUUUGUGCAUUAUAGUGCUCCUGAUGGUAUCAUUUGUUUUAAAAGAGUUAAUGAACUGAAUCUUGUUUACAUUCUACCUUAAUGGUUAUCUGGACAGAAUCACUUAUUACUAUAUAGUCAUUUAUGCAUAACUCUAUAAUAAAUGUCUGUUCAUUGUUUUAUCUUUAUGCACUGAAAAGAAGUGGAAAUACUAUAAGAUGUAUACAUUCAUGCUUUUGUUACUUACUGAAGUUUAUCUUAAACUUUUUUUUUUUUCUGGCUAUUUGUUUUUUUUUUUUAUUACUGGUAUAUAGUCCCUGAUUGGUAACUAACUACUGUAUGGAAGUGGUUAAAGCACUUUAGUGAGCCUCUGCAAGACUGGAUUUUUUUAACCAUGGAAUAGAUCCAUCUUAUGGGCACAAAACUGUUUAUUUCUACAAAUGAAGUCUUAACACUCAAUUAAAUGUUUGUACACUGGUUUGAUCUUGUUUUGUGGAACGGCAGAAAUUGUUCCAUCACAUUCCCUCUCUCAUGCAGAGUCAGUGGAAUAUGAAUAUGAUAAUAUCUCUCUGGUGUCCUUAUGCUUUGCUGUUCAAUACACUGAAAUAUGCAGGCCUAAUUCAGUGCUGUCUCCAUUUUUGAAAACCCAUCUUUAACUUUGAUACAAGCUAAGCUAAGGGAUAAACAAGAAUUCGACAAAUAAAAACACCUAUUCAAAUGUCAUUUCGUUCAGAUGGUUUCUAAGUGAAUAAUGUAAUCUAAGUGUCAGCUAUGGGCAAACAAAUUGGUCUGUUCCUGAAUUUAACAGUUUUUAUAGUGAUUUUUCAAGGCAAUUUGAAGAAAAUAAAGUUAUGGAGAAUUCUCAUAGAAAAGAAUGAAAAAGUACUGAUCUAAUACAAAUCAAUGUGCACUCUGGUUUGAGCAAAUCUAAUGCUUUCUAAACCUGUGUAGUCUUUGGAAAUAUGUUUAACCCUGCUCUAAUUAUACUCAAACUAACCACUUUUGAAAAUAGGUAUAUGAACUUAAAAUAUUUACUUGGAUGAUAUGUGUAUAUUUGGCAAAGUUUCUUUAAUAAAAUCUACACUUAAU
Molecule: messenger RNA, 5827 nt
Organism: Myxocyprinus asiaticus (Chinese sucker)
Lineage: Eukaryota; Metazoa; Chordata; Actinopteri; Cypriniformes; Catostomidae
Product: inositol polyphosphate multikinase-like
Exons: 6
Coding region: 410-1528 (372 amino acids)
Biological process (GO): inositol phosphate biosynthetic process
Cellular component (GO): nucleus; cytoplasm
Molecular function (GO): inositol tetrakisphosphate kinase activity; inositol-1,4,5-trisphosphate 3-kinase activity
Source: RefSeq, a predicted model, not a curated record